AAACAGUGCUUAGAACCACUUCAAGGUGUUUGUUUACUUCGAGUUCAGAAUAGAAUCCUCAUCAUGGAUACGUUUAAACUGCUCUUAACUGUGGCAGUGUUUUUCUGGAUAUGCUUCCUAUGGAGUCGUCGCAGGCUCUAUAUGCUACAAUUUAAGGUGCCAGGACCCAUAGGACUUCCACUUCUGGGCGCUGCCUUCGAGUACCUGAUCAUCUAUAAACGUAAAAUCGGCAUACGGACCAAGUAUAUGGAUACUUACGGUUCAACGUGUAUGUUGUGGUUUGGACCCACGCCAAUAAUAAUGACACGGGAUCCAAAGAUUGCCGAGGAAAUCUUCAUGUCCCCAGAUUGCCUCAAUAGGAGCUCCCUACUUUCCAAACCGAUUGCUAGCUCUACAGGAGAUGGCAUAAUGUCAUUAGCAGGAUCCAAGUGGGCUGAACGGCGCAAGAACUUGAAUCCCACAUUCAAGCAAAAUGUUUUGCUGAGUUUUCUUCCCAUUUUCAAUGCUGAGUCGAAAAAUUUGGUGGCCUUUCUGGACUCAUUAGUCGGUCAGGGUGAAAAAAAGGUUCAAGAUGAUAUAGUAAGAUGGUCGUUUAGAAUAGCCACUCAAACCACAGUAGGAACUGAUGUGAAGCAAGAAGCGGCCUUCAAGAACGAUUCAGUUUUGAGAAGUUUCGAGACGCUAAUGAAAAUUAUCGUCAUGAAUGUUGUGUUGCCAUUCACGCACAACAAGCUAAUUUCAACGCUGAGCGGAUUUCAUAUGGAGAAAGCUUCGGCCCAGACCAAAAUUAACAAGAUGAUAGGCACAAUAGUUGACAAUAAGUUAGUGUCAAAGCCAAAAAGUGACUCACAUCCUGAAUUUAGCUCUGUGAUUAAUAAGACCCUCGAACUCCAUCGCAAUGGAGAAAUGUCCGUAGACGAGGUGCGAUCCGAGUGCGGUUCUAUGGUUGCCGCUGCCUUUGAGACAACUGGUGUCACGGUGUUUCACGCCCUCACCCUGCUGGCCAUGUUCCCGGAGCACCAGGAUACGAUCUAUCAGGAGCUCAAGGAGCUGUUUCCCAUGGCCGGCGACUUUGAGGUGACCUACGACGAUUUGCAGAGAAUGGUUUAUCUGGAGCGGGUGUUAAGCGAAGCCUUGCGCUUGAUUCCAUCUGUUCCAUUUACACCGAGAGAAACAACCAAGGAUUUCCGGCUAUCCACUGGGGUGGUCAUUCCAAAAGGACUCACCAUCGCGGUCGACAUUUUUGCCACCCAUCGCAACCGGGAUCAUUGGGGUCCCAACCCAUCUAUGUUCAACCCAGAUCACUUUCUGCCCGACAAUGUGCGCGAUAGGCAUCCUUACGCUUACAUUCCAUUUUCGAAGGGAAGGCGAAAUUGUAUAGGUUGGAAAUACGGAUUGAUGUCAUCCAAGCUUGCUUUGUCUAAGAUACUUAGAAACUACAAAGUAAGCACUUCUUAUCGAUACGAAGAUCUCGAAUUCGUUGACAACAUGGGAAUGAAACUGGCUCAAUCGCCUGGACUAGAAUUUCAUCGUCGGACUUAGAAAACACUUUACAUUUAAGUAUUUUUAAUAGAUUUCCUAGAUAUAAAUUAUUGAUGGGACUAGUUUUCUGUUACUGAGCCUUAUCGUAAAUAAUUACGUUACGUGUUAUUAGUUCGAGUAUAUAAAAAUAUAAUAUAAAUCCAAAA
Drosophila yakuba is the source of this 1688-nucleotide messenger RNA. It is a transcript of the gene Cyp313a3, whose product is annotated as probable cytochrome P450 313a3. The transcript has 7 exons. Lineage: Eukaryota; Metazoa; Arthropoda; Insecta; Diptera; Drosophilidae. Bases 64 to 1542 code for a protein of 492 amino acids. Gene Ontology annotation, molecular function: iron ion binding; oxidoreductase activity, acting on paired donors, with incorporation or reduction of molecular oxygen; monooxygenase activity. The record is from RefSeq and is a predicted model, not a curated record.